Helobdella robusta is the source of this 348-nucleotide messenger RNA. RefSeq lists its product as hypothetical. The record is from RefSeq and is a predicted model, not a curated record. The coding region runs from base 1 to 348 and encodes 115 amino acids. Lineage: Eukaryota; Metazoa; Annelida; Clitellata; Rhynchobdellida; Glossiphoniidae. The transcript is spliced from 5 exons.
AUGCCCAUGUGCUCAAUAUCCAAAUGUCAUGGCUCUUAUAAAGAUAUCGGCAUAACUUUACAUAGCUUUUUUUACAAUAAUAAAACCAAACCAGACUACCAAAAGAUGGCAGUCAAAGAAUACAGUAGGAAGCUUUUAUCAAAUGAUCAAGCAGAUACUCUAUCUGAAAUGCAAUCACCAAUAAUGAUGGAGAAAAAAUCAACUGAUGAACCACUUCUGAUACUAAAAGACAAUGGUGGUCUAGUUUUCCCAUCCUGUGGUGUUGUUCAGCCAGGAAUUGAUUCUUGUGCCAUAUCCACUAUAUCCAUGGAUCAUACCAAUGAAAUGAUUUUUGAGAGAUCAUCUUAA